CUGCUCUCCUCUCUUUACACUUCCCGCACCGCAGUCGUGAACCGCGCGCACGCUGCCUCGUCGAGUACCCCGCCUCGCACCACUCCUCGACGCUGGUCCAGCCUUUGUCCAUGCUGAGUAGUUUCAUUAUCGCCCAUUUCCCAUACGUGGAUCCACGCACGAGACCAUCUGUGCUGCAUCAUCAACCCACCGCUUCUGCCGAGCUUCAGGCGAUUCACAUGCAACCUGACGACGGCUAAUAAGCCCGCCGCAAAGGCAAGACCGUUCGCUGCCCCCAUAACCGCGUGACGACACCUGGUCUGCUCAACUCUGGGUGCUGGCCAAAUUAAAUCCUCCGCACUCGCCGCCGUACAUACCUCUUCCUCUUAUCUGCCUUUUCCCAACCAGUGUCGUACCCACACAACGUCGCAGAUAUGGGACGAGCAGAGCGCGAGGAACGCGAAUCACGCGCCAGACAAACCAUCGCCCGAGCGAUACCAGAAGCCCUACGGUCCAGCAUCAAGGCGAAGCAUGGCGUGAUGCACAGCGAACUGAUUGACGACCCGCAAAUUGUCGUCAAGAGCCCACAGAAUGCCGCAACGGCUGCCCACCCUUCGCAUCUCAGUGUCCGGAUAGAGUCUGGAGGCUGUCUCGAUGUCGCCCGCAAGAUCUCUUAUCGCCAUUUCGUGAGUUCGGCCACCCGCAGAUCCAGUGAGGAGCAACCCAAUGUUGGCGUGCACAACAUGGGAUCGACGACGGUCCGGGGCGGCGGCUUUCUCAGAGGCGUGGGAGGUCAGGAGGAAUACCUUUGCGCCCGGACCACGCUGUAUGAGUCCCUGAGCGAUGAUUUUUAUAUGCUGCCCGUGAAGGGUGGCGUCUACUCGCCCGACAUUCUUGUGUUCCGCGACGACUUGGCCGAGGAGUACAAGAAGAAGCAGCGCUUCUUCGUCGAUGUCAUCACCGCUGGUACCUUCAAGCAUCCGCGAGAGGGUCGAUCCGAAGAUGUGGAGGGUGCCUGCAGCUGCGGUGUCAGCUAUUGUGAUGACCACAGGAGCAUUAUGAUGCAGAAGAUGAAGGCUGUGCUCCGAAUCGCGCAAAUGAAAGGAACCAAGCGGCUGAUCCUGGGAGCAUGGGGCGUAGGGCCUCUCAAUCAUCCGGUCGAGGAAGUUGCAAAACUAUGGCGUAAAGUCAUCUCCGGAGCCCAGCGACAGCGCAGACCCAACGCCGAACAGUGGGAAGGCAUCGACGAAAUUAUCUUUGCACUCACCGAAUCGUCCCAACGGAAAGCUUUCGAGAAACACUUCCACGAUGUUAUGACCUAUGAGCCGCUAGAGCGCGUUGAUUCUGCCACCACCUUGGAGGACGAGAUGUACGCACGUACCCCGGACGCCAACCUUGUCAUGAGUGCUCAAAACAUCGAACUUCGCAUCGAGGAGACCAAGAACGCUUAUUCGAGAGCCCGACUAAAGGAGGAGCUGCGAGCGAUCAAUCAUCAGAUAGCCAACAACCGCAAGGCCCGAGCUUACAAAGACGACGACGAUGCCAACGAGGCCGAAGACUUGGAAGACGACUUCGUCGUAGCCGGAUAUCCUGCCUCGGAUGGCGAAGAACACACAUAUUACACACUUGCCGAUACCACGACAGAUUCCGCUUCAGACGCUGAAGACGCCAGAUCAGAAAUCUACGAGUUCCGUUUUGGAGGGCCAGGAAUUUCCGACUCCACGGCCGACGAGGACGACGAGCUUGAUGGCCAUGUUUGGGUGGCAUACGCAAAUUCUCCCAACUACAAUAACGCAACUGGCUGGUACAAUGGCAGUAUCGAUGAGUUACACAACAUGGACAAGGAACAAAGGAGAAUUCGAGGGUCCGUGAGUCCGCGCAGUCCGCUUGCGAGGGAGAUGCAAGUCGAGCUCAAAUCGGAACAGCCACCACUCCCCAAAUCUAGCACUGUCGAUGGUCUGCUGGAAAGAUUUCGAAGGACCGAUGUUGUCGACCAGAGCGAAUAGAGUUCAUCUGGCUUUUUUUCUUCUCAAGGAUCCGAAAAGAGGGCAGUUCCCAUUUCCUUGUAAUUUUUGAAACAUUUGCGUCCAAGCGAUCAUGCAACAUGGAAAGCAAACAGUCACAUGCACACACAGCACAGUCUCAUUGAGCGACAGGAGCACUGGGGGAAGGAAUAUCUAAACGUUCUGGGGCAUUUUGGAACACUGCACGGCGCAUCAAUGGAAAAUUGGGUAAACCGAUAUAUUUGGGGGCGAAAGCACAAUUCAUUUGUUGGUAGCGUGGAAUGGUGGAGCGCGUGGAAGCAUAUUGGGUACACC
Messenger RNA from Cercospora beticola, 2297 nucleotides. RefSeq lists its product as uncharacterized. Lineage: Eukaryota; Fungi; Ascomycota; Dothideomycetes; Mycosphaerellales; Mycosphaerellaceae. The record is from RefSeq and is a predicted model, not a curated record.